Messenger RNA from Cuscuta campestris, 1975 nucleotides. NCBI's taxonomy places the organism in Eukaryota, Viridiplantae, Streptophyta, Magnoliopsida, Solanales, Convolvulaceae. The record is from the annotation of a GenBank genome assembly.
AUGUCGAUCGACUCGCCCACCCUCCAUGGUCUCAAGCUGAUAAGUACCCAGGCGGAUAAUCAUCGUAAUGCGAUAUGGUCCUUCCCAGUUGCGCACCAGCUUGCCCCUUUCGUUGGGCUUACUAGCAUCCCUUCUUCGGUUAAUUUGGAAAGCAUAUCAGCAUCAGUAUUUUGUGAUUGGUCAUCAAGAAUGGCGAAGAGACGCCAAUGAAAAAGGUUGCAUUGGGGAGAAACUCGUCCCAAAGACCGAAGACGAAUUUGAUGCCGAAGACAUUAAAAAGGUAGAGAACAAUGCAAAGGCUAUUAAAAUUCUCUACUGCGUAGUCAACCCCGACGAUUAUCGAAAGAUCUCUUACUGCACAAUCGCUAAGGAGAUGUGGGACAAGCUUGAGGUAACUUACGAAGGCACGAACCAAGUUCGGGAAGCCAAAAUUGACUUUCUCACGCAGGAGUACGAGAUGUUCAAGAUGAAACAAGGCGAGAAGAUCGAUGAUAUGUUUGAUCGCUUCUCGAAGAUCAUCAAUGAUCUUCAUGCCCUCAAGAAGACGUACGCCAACAAGGAUCUUAAGAAGGGGAUAGCUCUCAAAGCCACCAAGGAACCGGUGGAAGAAGUCUCAAGCGACGAUGACGAGUUCGGACUCGUCAUCAAGGAGUUCCACAAGUUCAUGAAGAAGGAAUUUGAGCGCAAAGGAAAGAAGCAUGACGGUCCCCCGACGUGCUAUUGCUGUGGCGAGAUAGGCCACAUCAAGCCGAGGUGUCCAAGAGGCAAAAACGGCAAGGACAAGUUCGGCUUCAAAAAGCAAAGAGCGUAUAUCUCUUGGGGUGGCGACUCCGGCGACGAGUCAACCGACCAAGAAGAGGAUGAAGCUGCCAACCUCUGUCUUAUAGCACACGAAGACCAAAACGACGAUGUACAAGAGGAAAUCAGGAAGUCAGGGGGAACCAGCGAUGGGUGGUUUAUCCCAUCGCUGGGAGGGAAGCAUCUACUAAUCCAGGCUGCCUACCCGAGGAGACGACAUCGCCACAUACGGAGGAGAGGAAUGGAUCGUCAACAACGAGGCAGCCGUCAUUCACGAGCUUGGGAUCACCAACCUCGUCCGCCACAGUGGCGCUCCGACGAUCCACUUGGCCCCGCUGGAGAAGCGCCUUCUUCUCUACAUCAUCACCCAGAUUCUCCGCCCCCGGGACAGCAGCCACACCUCAUUCUUCAACGAGGACUUAAGGGCGAUUCAUACAAUCAUCCAUGGCGCCGACAUCAACUAGGCAAAGUUUGUCAUGAUCCACAUGGCGGAUUGCGCUUCCAUCGGCACCGAGAGGAGCUUGCCCUACGCCUUCCUCGUCAUUACAUCAUCGUCGCCUUCGACAUCCACAUUGCCGGACCAGACACCAAGAUGACAAAGAUUUGGAUCAUUCAAGAUAGAACCUUCCGGAAGAAGUCCAGAGAUCGAGACGGCACAUGCCCGAGUCGUUCCCCAGCCCCCGCCAAAGCCUCAUUGCAAUCCAUAGCCGAUACCCUGAAUCGGCUAACCCUUACGGUGGACGACAUGGGGCGGUCAAUCGAGCGGAUGGACUGGACGUUGCAGCGCCAACAUCACGACAUGCGGGCGUACUUCCAUGGGGUCAACUACGUCCCGCCGCCCUUCAACAGCACCUUUCUCAGUCAAAAAUUCGAGGGUGGGGAAGAGGACGACGCUUCCUAUGCUCCGUCCUCCUCUCCCGACGAGGAAGACUUCAAAGAUGCGGUCGACAGCGAUCCCAUGGACGUCGAGGAUGACGAAGAUGACGACGACGAUGAGGACGCCAAAUCCUAGACCUCUUACUUAUUUUACUUAUUUUUAAAUAUGAGUGUAUUUUUAUUUUUUAUCCGUUGUAUUCCGAAUUUCCCUUUUUAAUGAAUAAAAGUUUACUUUUAAUUCUCUUUGUUAAUGUCAAAAGGGGGAAGAUAUAAAGGUUAUGCAUAAAUUGAGGGGGAACUU